AUGAGUCGUAGCAACAAUGAACCGUGUGCAAAUUGCGAAGUCUUAAAACUGCAACUUGAAUUAAAAGAUAGUGUCAUAAAAGCCAAAGACGAGAAAAUUUCGUUUCUUUCCGACUCACUCAUACAAACUCAGAAAGAGCUUAUUGCUGCAAAAGAAGAGGCUUUGAAGGGGUAUAGGGAACUUCAGCAAAUGAAUUCUAGCCUCGACGCUAAUGCCACAAGUUCCAAAAAUAAUUCUCAAAAACUCAAGAUUAGUAAUAAUAACAAUCACAAUAGCCUCAAUGAUCUUUUAAGGACGCCUUCCCCGUUUGAAAGUCAAAUCGAAACAGGACUAGUUUUAAAUAACAUAGCUGUGGAACCUUGGAAUAGUUCUGAUACAGAUAUGGUUAAUGGAAGCAAUGAAAAUUUGUUCAGAGAAAAUCGAGCUUAUAUCGGACACGUAACUGAAGACAUCACCAGAGCUAAAUUGAGACGCUCACUAGAAGAUAAAUUUGGACGUAUAAUUGACUUGGAUAUGAUCAUUAGCAAGCACUGCGCAUUUGUGACAUUCGCAACAAAAGAAUCAUACGAACGAGCAAUUGACGAAGGGUUACUUUUCAUAGAUGGAAAUAAUUUGGGCAUUGAGGAACCAAGAAAACGUACUACUAGUGAUGGCUCCAGGAGAAGGAGAAGAUAG
This is a messenger RNA of Ambispora gerdemannii, 675 nucleotides long. The record is from the annotation of a GenBank genome assembly. Lineage: Eukaryota; Fungi; Glomeromycota; Glomeromycetes; Archaeosporales; Ambisporaceae.